Canis lupus familiaris (dog) is the source of this 2105-nucleotide messenger RNA. It is a transcript of the gene TMEM115, whose product is annotated as transmembrane protein 115. Gene Ontology annotation, cellular component: membrane; Golgi apparatus. The transcript is spliced from 2 exons. Gene Ontology annotation, biological process: retrograde vesicle-mediated transport, Golgi to endoplasmic reticulum. Lineage: Eukaryota; Metazoa; Chordata; Mammalia; Carnivora; Canidae. The coding region runs from base 486 to 1541 and encodes 351 amino acids. The record is from RefSeq and is a predicted model, not a curated record.
GCGCAGGCGCAGCAGUGCUGUUUGUCGGCGCCUGGGAAGGGAGGGGGUACGCUCGCAGCCAAGACCAAGACCGAGGCCGAGCCGGAGCUGACAAGAUUUGACCGGGGCCCGGAACUAGGCUCCAUCCCCGCGCAGACCGCAGGGCUCUCGAGUGGAUGGAAUAGGCCGAGCCCUGAGAUCAACGCCCGCCCGGUCAGCUUGGCGCGGGGCCCACAGGGUGGGCAGGCCGGCCGGCAGGCGUGCCGAAGCCUCCCAGGGCCUUCGCUCGGGUCCCCGGCGAGGGGCCUAGGUCCCGGGCCCUCUAACAGGCCCCGCUUGGCCCUUUUGGACCGGAGCCAACCCGACCAGAAGUGGAGUCUCCACCGGGGCCAUAGGCCAGUGACUAGGCUAGGCGCGGGCCUCCCGUCGGGGCCGGACUGGGACGAGGCCCCGGGGAGGCCCCUAACACACUAGACCCUUCCCUCAGGCCGACGCCCUUCGGGAAGAUGCAGCGCGCCCUACCGGGCGCCCGCCAGCACUUGGGGGCCAUCCUGGCCAGCGCCAGCGUGGUGGUAAAGACCCUGUGCGCGGCAGUACUCUUCCUCUAUCUGCUGUCCUUUGCCGUGGACACGGGCUGCCUGGCGGUCACCCCAGGCUACCUCUUUCCGCCCAAUUUCUGGAUCUGGACUCUGGCCACCCAUGGGCUGAUGGAACAGCACGUGUGGGAUGUGGCCAUCAGCCUGGCCACAGUGGUGGUGGCUGGACGUUUGCUGGAGCCCCUCUGGGGGGCCCUGGAGCUGCUCAUCUUCUUCUCAGUGGUGAACGUGUCUGUGGGGCUGCUGGGGGCCUUCGCCUACCUCCUCACCUACAUGGCUUCCUUCAACUUGGUCUACCUUUUCACUAUCCGCAUCCACGGAGCCCUGGGCUUCCUAGGUGGUGUCCUGGUGGCACUCAAGCAAACCAUGGGGGACUGCGUGGUCCUGCGUGUGCCGCAGGUGCGCGUCAGCGUGGUGCCCAUGCUGCUUUUGGGGCUGCUGCUGCUGCUGCGGCUGGCCACGCUGCUCCAGAGCCCAGCGCUGGCCUCCUAUGGCUUUGGGCUGCUCUCCAGCUGGGUGUAUCUUCGCUUCUACCAGCGCCAUAGCCGAGGCCGAGGGGAUAUGGCUGACCACUUUGCUUUUGCCACCUUCUUUCCUGAGAUCCUGCAGCCUGUGGUGGGGCUGUUGGCGAACUUGGUGCACGGCCUCCUGGUGAAGGUAAAGAUAUGCCAGAAGACAGUGAAGCGCUAUGAUGUAGGUGCCCCAUCUUCCAUCACCAUCAGCCUCCCAGGCACAGACCCUCAAGACGCAGAGCGGAGAAGGCAACUGGCCCUGAAGGCCCUCAAUGAGCGGCUGAAGAGAGUGGAGGACCAGUCCGUCUGGCCUAGCAUGGAUGACGAUGAAGAGGAGGCAGGGGCCAAGGUGGAUAGCCCCCUACCCUCAGACAAGGCCCCCACACUCCCAGGGAAGGCGGCUGCCCCAGAAUCCAGCCUGAUCACCUUCGAGGCAGCUCCCCCGAAGCUGUAACUCCAGACCACCUUGAGUAUAGCACCUCCUCUCCCAAGCCCCCCUUGACACCUCUCAGCUACUCCAGGGCACUGACUGCUCUGAGGAGAGGGAAGAAGGCCUGCUGGGGGUUUCCACAGCCUUCUGCUAUUUCUCGCCAACACUACCCGGGACUCUUGCUAUCUGGUUCCAACUCCAGACAACCACUAUGCCAGGCAUCAGACAGCCCAGGCCAUCUGAGGUAAGACUGUACCUCAGCAGAGAGCCCCAGGCAAGUGGCUGCAGGGACACCGGUGCCACAGCUCCUGGGCCAACCCUUAUGCCUCAUACUGGUUGCCAAGAGCCCUGAGCCAAGGCAAGGAUUUGCCAAAAACAUUCUGGGGGUCCAGCCAGCGCAGGGCUGCAAUUCCCUGCCCACUCUCAGAAAGACUAUGUUCAUGUGAAGAUUUCUGAUUCCCUCUGCUGUGGUGGCUACGGCUGCUUCUGGGCCAGAAGAGCCACAGCUCCCAAGUAUUUUCUACAGGACCACUUGAGUGGGCAGCCAUGCCCAGCCUCGCAGUAUCAAUAAAGCAGUUCUUUGAGGUA